GGAUUUGGUUAUGGAAUCGGAUCGGGUCAGGGGUCCUUGGAGCCCCAAAGAGGACGAGCUCUUGCAGAGGCUGGUGGAGAAGCACGGCCCGCGCAACUGGUCACUCAUCGGCAAAUCCAUUCCCGGCCGGUCCGGGAAGUCCUGCCGGCUCCGGUGGUGCAACCAGCUCUCACCCGAAGUGGAGCACCGGCCGUUCACGCCGGAGGAGGACGAGACUAUAAUCCGGGCCCAUUCUAAGUUCGGAAACAAGUGGGCCACCAUCGCCCGUUUGCUUACGGGUCGGACGGAUAACGCCAUUAAGAACCACUGGAACGCUAGCCUGAAGCGCAAGUCGGCGGCGGGACUGCCCGAUUCUCUGCCGGGUCAGCCGUUGAAGAGAUCCUCUGUUUCGGGCCUCGAGCCGAAUUCGGGCAGUCCACGGGAAUCCGGUUUGAGCGGGGAGAGAUUCUUUCCUCCAUUCACGGAGACCGAAAUGCCCGACCCGCUCACCGCUCUCAGUCUCUCUUUGCCCGGGCGAAGUGGGGAUCCGAAUCAGGCAACCGGAAACAAUAAUAUUCCGCCGGUUUCUUUUCCCCAUUCGGACGCGCCACCGCCACUUCAAACGGUCGGGAAAUAUCCUCUGUUCAGCCCGGCGUUUUUGACGGAGUUGCAGAAGAUGAUCAGGAGAGAGGUGAGGAAUUUCAUGACCCACAAUGGGCAGCUUCCCACCGCAGAGGAGGGUGAACCGAUUCAAAUGCAGUGAUAUGGGCUUCUGAAAUCGGAGUUGUUUCACCUUUGCUCGGAGUAUUCUGCCGCGGUAUAUUUUUGCAGAUGUGCGAAAAUAGGGUAUAAAAAAGUAAUUUUUAAAAUGGAAAUGGAAGAGAGGUUGUGUCUUUACUCCGUAUCUUUUUUACCGUAGUAUUAGGCUUGCCAUUGAUUUUCACUAAAAAUAGAAAGGGUUUUUUACUUGUAUAUUACUAAUUUUGAACCAAUUAUCCAAAAAGUGAUCACAUUUAAAAA
Molecule: messenger RNA, 999 nt
Organism: Cuscuta epithymum
Lineage: Eukaryota; Viridiplantae; Streptophyta; Magnoliopsida; Solanales; Convolvulaceae
Source: the annotation of a GenBank genome assembly